AUGCCGCGCGACCGCCCGGCUACGACGGGCUACGAACGCCUCGCCCAGGCCGACCAGCUCUCCGACUCGGACGAUGACGACCUCGCCAUUGACCAGCCCUCUGCCGCCCUCUCCGCGCCUCGCUAUGCACCCAUCUCGAACCCGCCGCGCCCAUCGCAUCGCUCCGGUCUGCACACGCCUGCCUCCUCGCGGCCCAUCAUCCACCACCGGUCAGGAAGCGCCGCGGGUGUCGACCUCAAGGCGAUCAAUGCCCGGCUGGAGCGCUGGGCGGAUGAGAUCGCAUCAAGAUUCAAGCGGGGGCGUGGGAAGCACCAAGUCGGCGAGGAGGAGCGUUUUGAGAUUCACCACUCGGUGUUCCAGCCACCCGAGGGCGUGAGGCCAAUGUCCCCGGAAGAACUGGGGGGCCUGCAGGUAGGCCACAUGGCGCAGAGCGAAUUUGAGCGCAUCGUGGAUAGCGUACGGACGGCCAUCGGCCAAGAGAUUCACCCAAGUAUGAUUUCCCAGGGCAGCUCGGGCAGUUACUUUGCGCGUGAUCCAGAUGGCAAGAUUGUGGGUGUCUUCAAGCCAAAGGACGAGGAGCCCUAUGCCGCUGGCAACCCCAAAUGGAACAAGUGGAUACACAGGAACUUGUUCCCGUGCUUCUUUGGGCGAGCAUGUUUGAUUCCCAAUCUCUCCUACGUGAGCGAAGCGGCAGCCUACGUCCUCGAUUGCCAGUUGCGGACGCAUCUCGUGCCAUAUACCGACGUCGUCUGGCUUGCCUCGAAAUCGUUCCACUACCCCUUCUGGGACCGACGCAAGUUUAACCGCAAGAAGCGGCCAUUGCCCGCCAAGCCAGGCAGUUUCCAGGUCUUCCUCAAGGGCUUCAAGGACGCCAACGUGUUUCUGAGGGAGAACCCCUGGCCAGACCAGUACUGGUCGGGUCUGCGCACGAAUGAUGCACAUCGAAAGAAGAAGAAGAGGUGGACUGAAAACUGUCGACCGUCGAGCAGACCACCGAACGAUGUGUCGUACAGUGAUGACGAGGAUCAGCUCGAGUCUGACCUCUCGCCAUCGCCAGAGCGUUUUGUCUGGACAGAGCCCUUGAAGCAGUCAUUGCGAGAAGAGUUGGAAAAGCUGGUGAUUUUGGAUUACAUCAUGAGAAACACGGAUCGAGGCUUGGACAAUUGGAUGAUCAAGGUGGACUGGGAGACGGGGAAAGCGUCGAUUGUGUCGGAUCCAGUCCGCAUGAAUAUGGAGCCCGUGGCGGAAGAAGAAGGGCCACGGCCAGCCCACGCAGGACGGAGCCACAGCGCCGGCGCUACACCACGAGCCGCCAAUCCCUACAAGAGCCACAAGCCGAUGGAGGCGAAGAACAGAGAACCAGCGGGGAACCAGCCAUCGAUCGUUAUCGGAGCCAUCGACAACUCGCUCUCAUGGCCCUGGAAGCACCCCGAUGCAUGGCGAAGCUUCCCCUUUGGCUGGCUCUUCCUCCCAGUGGACUUGAUUGGACGCCCGUUCUCACAAAAGACGCGCGACCACUUCUUGCCGCUCCUGACCUCGACUGCAUGGUGGACGCAGACGACGAUGGCACUCAAGCGGGUGUUUCAGAACGACAAUGAUUUCAAGGAGCGCAUGUUCGCCAAGCAGCUCGCGGUCAUGAAGGGCCAAGCGUGGAACGUUGUCGAGGCCCUCAAGCAGCCCGACCACGGCCCCCUCGAGCUGACACGCCGCACAAAGGUCUGUGUGUGGGAUGAUCUCGUCGACGUGCCCGUCGCGGUGCCGAUGCAAAUGGCCACCUCUGGGACCGAGGCGCACGCCUGGGACGCCCCCACCCGCGAGUCGAUGGACGAGGCGGACAUCGCCGCCUCUGCACCGAUAGGGAAAGCCAAGGUGGACGACCUCCUUGGCCUGGGGAGUGCGCCGGUGGACAUGCCACACCCAGGCCGCUUCGAGAUUGCCUCGCCGACGGAGGAGCCGACGUCGCCCACCAGCGAGCGAGGAAAGGCCAGCUUCGGCUCCCUAGAGCGUCCUGCGCAUCUGAAGCACCAGAUGCCCACGUACCAUGGCACAUCACUGCCAUCGCCCCAGAGCCGCCGUCAGCGGCGGUACUCGUUCACCCCGACGCGUCGACGGAGCAACGGCAGCAUCGCCCGGCAGCUGUACGACGGGGACGACCUGGAAGGCGACAUUGGUUAUGCCGCUGCAGAAGGGCAGAUGGGGAAUCAGAGAAAGGUCAUUGUGGAGCGUCUGGAAGCUGUGAAGACCAGCCCGUUCUUCACAUGGUGCUGA
Messenger RNA from Emericellopsis cladophorae, 2268 nucleotides. Its product is annotated as Phosphatidylinositol 4-kinase-like protein. The transcript has 3 exons. Gene Ontology annotation, molecular function: 1-phosphatidylinositol 4-kinase activity. Gene Ontology annotation, cellular component: endosome; lysosomal membrane; trans-Golgi network. Gene Ontology annotation, biological process: Golgi organization; endosome organization; phosphatidylinositol phosphate biosynthetic process. Lineage: Eukaryota; Fungi; Ascomycota; Sordariomycetes; Hypocreales; Bionectriaceae. Bases 1 to 2268 code for a protein of 755 amino acids. The record is from RefSeq and is a predicted model, not a curated record.